Gadus macrocephalus (Pacific cod) is the source of this 1601-nucleotide messenger RNA. Its product is annotated as mitochondrial amidoxime-reducing component 1-like. Bases 135 to 1124 code for a protein of 329 amino acids. The record is from RefSeq and is a predicted model, not a curated record. Gene Ontology annotation, cellular component: mitochondrial inner membrane. NCBI's taxonomy places the organism in Eukaryota, Metazoa, Chordata, Actinopteri, Gadiformes, Gadidae. The transcript is spliced from 7 exons. Gene Ontology annotation, molecular function: molybdopterin cofactor binding; nitrate reductase activity; molybdenum ion binding. Gene Ontology annotation, biological process: nitrate metabolic process.
GCAUAAAUCUGCGCUUGACGUAACCACUGCGUACAGCGUCACAGACGGUAGUCCUCCUUGAAAUACAAAACAAGCAUUGCGCUGCAAAGUCCAACAGUCUGCCUGACUGCCUCCUCUCUCGUCCCAACUCAAACAUGGACUUCGAAAAGCUUUCGAUUGCCACAACAAUUGCGCAGAAUAAAAAGUUGUAUCUUGUGAUCGGAGGAGCGGGUGCUGCGGUGGUCUGCUUGGGUCUGGCGUGGAGAAGUUUAAGGAGUAGAGAAAAGGUCCGAGUUGGAGUUGUAUCGCAACUUUUAGUUCACCCUCUGAAGUCCGGGAAAGGCAUCUCAGUGGCUUUGGCAGAAUGCCACCACAUCGGAUUAAAACAUGGAGAACUUCGGGAUCGGCACUGGCUGGUGGUCAAGGAGGACGGUCACAUGGUGACCGGGAGGCAGCAGCCGCGACUGGUGCUGGUGGCCCUGACCAGCGACGGCGGGAGGCUAUGUCUGAACGGUCCUGGCAUGGAAGAGCUGCAGAUGCCCCUUCAGCAGCCCCACCACCCCAUCAUGGACUGCAGGGUGUUCGGUACGGACAUCCAGGGGAGGGACUGUGGCGACGAGGCAGCCCGCUGGAUCACCCGCUUUCUGGAGGGGGAGAUAGGCUACCGUCUGGUGCACUUUGAGCCCCACAUGGAGCCCCGCAGGUCUGCCGACCAGGAGAAGCUGUUCUCCCAGGACGAGAAGGUGGCAUAUCCAGACGUUGGGCCUGUGAUGCUGCUGUCGGAGGCGUCAGUUGGAGACCUCAACGGCAAACUGCAGAAGGACGUUACGGUGGAGAGAUUCCGUCCUAACAUCGUCGUCAGUGACUGCAAUGCCUUUGAGGAGGAUUCUUGGACGGAGCUGCUGAUUGGCGAUGUCAGACUCCAUCGUGUAAUGUCAUGUGGAAGGUGCAUUUUCACCACCGUUGACCCAGAAACUGGUAUUAUAAGCAGGAAAGAGCCCCUGGACACACUAAAGGGAUAUCGACAGUGCCAACCGUCUGAGGCAGAAAUCUACAAAAAAUCACCGUUGUUUGGACAGUUUUUCACCGUCAAAAAGACGGGAAUCAUACAGGUUGGGGAUGUAGUAUAUCGGAUUGGUCGCUAGGAAGUGGAAAAAUUGUUGUUUGCUGUUGGCGAUCACUGUAAUUUAGAACUCUUUAGCAGCAUAACAAAGGCCAGUUCCUUGAUGUACAUUUCCGAUGAUGAAACAUUGAUGGCAAAAAGUGAGAUUAGAUCUCUAGGCAAAUUUUGCAGUCCUCACAAUAAUAUAUAAUUAAAUAAUUCAAGUCCUCCACCCACACACGUCCUUCAUAAUCAAUGUGUGUGUGAAGUACAUGUAAAACACUACAGAGGACUACAGGGCUCACUUUUCUGUACACUAGUGUGCUAGUAUUUGCUGUAUUGUACUGUUAUUCAUAAACUAAUUGGGAUUUUUUAUAAACUAAGAUUAUUAGGCAGUUUUACAUCUAUAUGUAUACUAGUGUGUGUGUAGUACAAGCAUGCAUUUUUGCAUGAAUCCAAUAGCCCACAAUUCUUAUUUGAUGUAAAUAAAGUUGACAUUAAUAAAUUACAAAUAAAUGAA